GUGGCAGCCCUAUGCAGUAGCCUUGUCUUAUAUAUCCUCUCCCCAGCCACGCUACAUUUUCUCCACUGCCCUUUGCCUGUUUCCAUCUCCGUGUUCCUGCCACUGUUACCCGAUUUCACAACUGGGUUGGAUGAGGGUUGGUGGCAGCGUGCUGGCCUGGGAGUGCUGCUGCUCCUGUGUCUGCAUUCCCUGCCUCGCUUUCUCUGCUUGCAUAAACCUUCUCACUGAGGCACUUUGUGUUCUACACAAAGCACAGGCACUUACAUUUAUACCUUUUAAAGUUCCUAUCAAUAUUUAUUAUGAUGGAUAAUUGGAAUAACAGAUAUUUACUCUGUUCCCUGAAUUUGCAUUCAUUUUGCCUGAUUGCCUGAUAUCAGCUGGGAGAACUUAGAUCUGUAGGAACGAGAAGCUUCUUUACUAUGAGUGGUGAGGUGCUGGAACAGGCUGCUCAGAGAGGCUGUGGAUGCCCCAUCCCUGGAGGUGUUUAAGGCCAGAUUGGAUGGGGCCCUGGGCAGCCUGGUCUAGUAUUAAAUGGGGAGGUUGGUGCCCCUGCCUAUGGCAGGAGGGUUGGAGAUUCAUGAUCCUUGAAAUCUCUUCCAAUCCUGGCCAUUCUGUGAUUCUACAGAGCUCUGCAUUUCUGUCCCUUCUGCCCACAAAGCUUUUUGUCAGUACACCUCCUGCCUUCUUGUUGUGGCUCUUAACAGUUUCCAGCCACCUCAGGCUGGGGCAGGAGGCCUUCAGCGUGCAUAUCUGUUCUCUUUCAGAGCCAUCCUUUCUCCUCUUCCCCAUCCCCGCAGCCUGCCAUUGCCUGCCCACCUGGCAAGUCAGAGCAUGUCUGGCCCCCCUGGACAAAAUGCAGAAGAUGGCAGAGCUGCUGAAGCUCGUGGAAGAGCAUGAGGAGGGGGCUCCGGGGGCUCCUUUGCUCACUGACUCCUGCUUGGCAGACAACAGGCUCACUCUGGAUGUUUAUCCGGAUGGCUGCUGUCGGCUGCUCCAGCUGUUUGAGAGGCAACUGGCAGAGGUGGUGCAGGUGGAGCUCCUCCGGCUCAGCAGUAACGAUCACUUGCUUGAUGCUGCGCUGAUCAUCCUUCCGUAUCUGAAGCGCCUGAAGUCCCUGGUGCUCAAAGGUGGCCAUGUCAGAGAUGAAUUUGGUUCAUGUCAGCACGGCUCCCUGACAAGCUUGCCACCAGGUAUUGGGACCCUGAGAUGUCUCACUCACUUGGAUCUCAGCUUCAAUAGUCUCUCCACCUUGCCCAGCUGCAUCCCUUACCUCACCAGCCUCCGCAUGCUCUUGGUGAGCCACAACAACUUGGUGGCUCUUCCUGAGAACUUCGGCUCACUGAGCAAGCUGACUUUCUUCUCUGCUAUGAAAAAUCAGCUGAAGCGCUUACCUCAGAGCAUCGGGGAGCUGGCAGCACUGGAGGAACUGGAUCUCUCAGAAAAUGUGUUGGAACAUCUCCCUGAAGAGGUUGGAAAUCUGCACAGCUGCACAGAACUGGAUCUCUCUGGGAAUCAGCUAUCAAGCAUCCCAGAUUGUUUAGCCAAUUUGAAGUCUCUGCGGCGGCUGCAUCUUCACAGCAAUCUUCUGGUGACAGUCCCUGCAUCGCUCGCCAGCCUGCCCAAUUUGUCCAGGCUUGAUCUGCAGAACAACUUCCUCCGUGCUGUCCCCCCUGAGAUACAGGCUGCGCCAUUUGUGCACCUCCGAGGCAACCCCCUAGGAGAAGCUGAGCUGUCCCUGCAGGCUGAUGAAUCCAGUGCCACAGAGCUACCAAGACUGUUCCUUGCAUCGGAAGAGGAUAGUUUCACAGUGACCUCUGAAGGCUGCGAAGUGUUCCUGGCCUGUGGCAUCCGUUUCUACUUUCCGCCAGAGGCUGCCUCUGACCCUCUGCGGAUCUACUUCCGAACCUUGGCACCAGACCCUCAGUGGGUGAAGCUGAGACACCAUGAUGUCCUGCUGAGCAAAGUCCUGGAGUUGCAGCCUCAUGGGGUCAAAUUCCAGCAGGAGGUAGAGAUCUGGAUGCCAUAUGCCUCUCCAGAAACUCUUCAUGAGCGUGAGGUGGUUGUUCGGACCUUUAGUGGGCAGAGCUGGAGUGACCUGAGAACACGAGUGGAGAAGAGUAAGAAGGAUGUGGCUCGUUGUAGUGUUCUUCACUUCUCCUGGUUCCUUGUUGUGUCUCGACUUGUGCAAAAUGAAUGCAAAGUGUCAACAGAGGGGACAUUGCUCUUUUCCAGUGUGGAUCCAAACAUCAAAGUGACCUUCCCUCCUGGAGUCACUGAAGAGACUCGCAGUGUCAAACUGCAGGUUCUGCCAGUCUCUGCAGAAGAGAUAGCGGAACUCACAGCUGAUGCAGGAUGCAAAGCCAGUCCUCUGCUCUGCCUCUCCCAGGAUUCCCUGGUAGAUUUCCUCAGACCUGUGAGAAUUCAGCUCCCGCUCCCACUUGGGGUUACAGGGUUAAACUUGGAUUGGUCAAGGCUGCAUCUUCUUUGUGGGGAUGUGGAAGGCCAAACUUGGGAUGACAUCACCAAUGAAGUGAUGCUGGAACUCACUCAUCUCUGUGCAGUAUUUGAAGUCACCCACUUCUCCUGGUACUGGCUGUGGUACACCACCAAGACCUACAUUGGAGGCAUUGCCAAGAAAGUUUAUGAGCGGUUACGUAUGUACCAGGUGAACUUCAUUGCUCUGCAGAGGAAGAAGGAUCCUGAGCAAGUCCUGCUACAGUGUCUCCCCAAGCACAAGGUUGACCCAGUGCUGAAGAAGCUGCAGGACCGCUACCGAGGACCUGAGCCAUCUGACAUGGUGGAAAUGUUUGAAGGAGAGCAGUUCUUUGCAGCUUUUGAGAGAGGCAUCAGCAUCGAUAUGGAUCGCCCUGACUGUGUGGAUGGACGUCUCUCAUUUAUUUUUUACUCCCACUUGAAGAACAUGAAGGAAAUCUACGUGACUUCCCCCGUAGACAGGAAAGGCCAAGCUGUAAAAGGCCAGGUCUCUUUCUAUCGAGGGGCAAUUCCUGAGAGCAUUCCUGAAGAUGCCAGCAGGAGGAGGAGAGGACCAGACUCCCUCUGGCUCGCUACUUUACCAAUCAAACUGCCUAGAUUGAAACCCCGUUGGGGUGAGACCUCCACUUCAUUGAAUGGCUUCUCCUUCCCUCCCUUGAACCUGGGCAAUGCUGAGACUGGCUACCUGACACAGGCAAACCUGCUGAGCAUUGCCAGGCGUGUGGGAGCUGACUGGCAGACCAUUGGCCUGAACCUGGGCUUGACCUAUCAACAGAUUGAGCGCAUAGGAUACAAUAACAGAGAGGACCUUGAUAAGCAAAUCCUGGACAUGCUUUUCUCAUGGGCCCAGCAAAACUCAGAGGAUCCCAACUGUGUGAGCAAGCUGAUCACAGCCAUGAAAGAGAGUGGCCGCCAGGACAUCGCUGAUGAGGUCGAAAGCAUCAUUGAGCUGGGACGGCAGAAAUACAGGGAGUCCAUCCGCCGCGUGGGCUUGGAGCAGGAGAGCAGCACUGAAGACUCUGCGAUAGCCAUGACAUAGCUCCUAGCAGAAGGGAAUGGGCUUUAUCAGAGGGGAAUCUCGAGUUCUAAACAAAACCUAAGGAGUUUUGCUCCAACAGGCUUGUUUGCUCCUGACAGGCUUGUUACAUGAGACUUGCAAGCUGUGUCUUUGACAGACUUCCAGUUUUAUUUUACAAACACGUGCAACUCCAUAAUCCUGAAGAGGCCUUAACUUGCCUGAAAGUAAAUUUUCCCUUGCACUUUCCAAGAGAGAUUCCUCACAUCCUCUUUGUGAGAUGUGCCUGUGUACUAGUAAAAAAGUUUGCAGAGCUUUGUGAAAAGCAUGAUGUAAGUUUGCAUUUUAGAAACUGGUCUGGCCAGCUGUAACAUUAGCACUGUCGUGGGAUUAGCAUCAACUGUGCUGAGCAAACUUCCCAGUUUUGUGAUCUGAAUACCUUGUAAAUGGCUGUAAGCAUUUAUUGCUUUUUAACUGUGCAGUGACUGACUACUGAUGUGCUCUUCUCUUCCUGUUACACAUCUCAUAAUGUGCCUCAACUAAUGGCCCACUAAUGGCAGUGGGAAGUUGCACACAAGCUGUUUGGAUGUCUACUGUAAUCUAGGUAUGUUCAGCUCAUUCAGAAUAGGUUUGGAUUCAGCAUAUCCCAUCCUCUAAGCAGUAUUUAAAGGGAUAUUCUCAGUCUGAGAGCUUGUAUAAAAAUGUCAGCUUGUAACAUCCAAAAUCAACCCACAGCUUCAGGUCUGGUGCUUUCUUCCCCUUUUUCCCCAGUGAAUAAUCAUCAGUGACCAGAUGCUGUAUUUCAGACAUGCAAACAAUGCUACUGAAAGAGGGGCAAUAAAAUGAUUCUUUUUUCUUGAGACAUUCUAUCAUCUCAGGCCAUGGAGUGCAUGGAAUGAAUGCUACAGCACUGGACAAGGACUUUUAGACUUGAGCUGUAGCCUUCGGCCUAGGGACUUACUCAGAGCUGAUCUCUUAGGCCAUGCUACCCCUCAGGUUUUGUGCUGGGUUUGUGUCAGCAGUUGUCUUUUGAGUGUGUGUAAUCUCUGGUAGUGUGUCAUAAGUUCUUGCCUGGAAUUUUGAUGUAUACCAACAAGGUAUUUGUUUUUAACUCCAGUUCUGGAGAGAUGCAUUCGGGCAUAUUGCUCUCAUUGGAAAUAAAAUAAGCACUUAAUUAUUUCAUGUCUCUACACGGUCUGCUAUUCCAUUUGAGGUAUGUCAGACAGAGCUGGGUCCCUUUAUGCUUGCUGUCAGAAAUACACUGGUGAGCUGGGCAGUGCUGCAUGGAAAUGAGGAGGAGAGCUCUUGUUUGAGUACCCCUGGCUGCAGGACAGACUGGAACUGACUUAAUGGUGUCAUCAUAUGUUAGCUUUGUUGUGCUAAAGAGGAGCUAACCAGGAAACACGUUCAGGAUAUAAGCUUGAAGGACUGAAAGUAUGACUGGGGCUCAUCGGGAGCAGAUCUGGGCAGCACCAGCUGCUGGAGGGGGUGGUGGGCUGAUGUAGGAGAUAGGACAAAAGAUAGACAUGCCAAAGCCUAGGCGGUGUCAUUAGAACUUGUGCAGAUAGCAUGAGAGGGAUGUUAAGUAACUACCUCAGAGAUGUAUCAUUAUCUCCAGUCUGCUGCUGCAUAGCAGCUGCUGGGCUGGGUGGCCUUGGUGGUAGUAGGUUUUCUUCUUGCAGUGACAGGGGAGAUUUAGGUUGGACAUAAGGAAAUACUGCUUUUCUGAAAGAGUGGUCAGGCAUGGAAUGGGCUGCCCAGGGAAGUGGUGCAGUCACCAACCCUGGAGGUGUUCAAGGAACAUUUGGAUUUUGUGUUGAGGGACAUGGUUUAGUGAGAACUAUUGGUGAUAGGUUGGACUGGAUGAUCUUGAAGGUCUUUUCCAACCUUAGUGUUUCUGUGAUUCUGUGACACUAAGAGAAGCACUCAGCUGACAAUAUGGAGGUGCUGGGAAAUCAGAGCAACCCCCCAGCUGCUCUUUUCUUCAGCUGACUUGGCAUCAAAUAUUUGCACUGGAUGAAAGUCAACAAGAAACUUGUUCUUUCCAGGUAUGUUAUCUUUAUCCUUAAUCUCUUGGAGACAGGUAACUCCAUCUUAAGCCUGUAGUUGCUAUGGAUGGAAAAUGCUGGUUACAGUUGCAGUACAAGGUUGAAGGAGCAAAAAAAAUGAAGUAGCAUUUGUCUUCUGUUUCCAAUUUUCUUAUUUUCUUAUUUGUUUCUAAAUAAAGACACUAAUUCAUUACAAACAGAAGUAUUCCCUUUUGCUUCCUAGCUACUAUUUACCUUUUCCAGGUGUCUUUCAGGCACCUCACACUAUCCUCCUGAUGAUUUAGAUUUUACUGUGCAUGAACCUUCUUGUAAAACAAAGAAGCAAACAUGUAUAUAAAAUAAAGGCUACAUAUAUAUACA
Molecule: messenger RNA, 5916 nt
Organism: Tympanuchus pallidicinctus (lesser prairie-chicken)
Lineage: Eukaryota; Metazoa; Chordata; Aves; Galliformes; Phasianidae
Gene: PIDD1
Product: p53-induced death domain protein 1
Exons: 15
Coding region: 464-3532 (1022 amino acids)
Biological process (GO): signal transduction; apoptotic process; DNA damage response
Molecular function (GO): protein binding
Source: RefSeq, a predicted model, not a curated record